AAAGUAACAACUUAAAUAAUAAAUUAAAAGAUCUUUUAAUUUAAGUGGAAUUAUUUUUUGAAAAUAAAGUUUUAAUUUAUAAAAAAGAAAAAAUGCCGAAAUAUUAUUGCGACUACUGCGACACAUAUUUAACCCACGACUCGCCAAGUGUAAGAAAGACCCACUGCCAAGGGCGAAAGCACAAGGACAACGUCAAGUACUUCUACCAAAAAUGGAUGGAAGAGCAAGCCCAGCAUUUGAUUGACGCGACAACGGCGGCUUUCAAGGCCGGAAAAAUCGCCUCGAAUCCGUUCGCGGCAAACAAGGGUGUCGCGAUUCCCCCACCCCCCAAUCUAGGACCCAGACCAGGAGUAGCAGGCCCACAAGGCCCAAUGGGAAUGAUGCCUCCGCCGGGAAUGCACCCUGGUGGCCCGAUGGGACCGGGAGGCCCGAUGAUGAUGGGUCCCCACGGUCCCAUGCCGCCGAUGAUGGGAAUGCGGCCUCCCAUGAUGGGCCCCAAUGGUCCGAUGAUGAUGGGCCCCAUGGGACCCAUGACUCAACUCAGACCACCGAUGAACGGACCGCCACCACCCAUCAACGCUCCGCCGCCAAUCAAGAAGUAAUUUAAUUAAGUGUACGAGUGUUUUGUAAUUGACUAUUUUUUUUCUUUGACAAGUUCCCAAAUAAAUUCAU
Cotesia glomerata is the source of this 672-nucleotide messenger RNA. RefSeq names its product U1 small nuclear ribonucleoprotein C (gene snRNP-U1-C). Gene Ontology annotation, biological process: spliceosomal snRNP assembly; mRNA 5'-splice site recognition; mRNA splicing, via spliceosome. The record is from RefSeq and is a predicted model, not a curated record. NCBI's taxonomy places the organism in Eukaryota, Metazoa, Arthropoda, Insecta, Hymenoptera, Braconidae. Gene Ontology annotation, molecular function: pre-mRNA 5'-splice site binding; zinc ion binding. The transcript is spliced from 2 exons. Gene Ontology annotation, cellular component: nucleus; U1 snRNP. Bases 93 to 602 code for a protein of 169 amino acids.